ACGCCGCCCGAAGUCCUCGCCUGCUCUCAGGUGUGGAGAAGCGAGCCAGUUUCCUGCCCGCGGAGCCAGGGGACCAUGGAGAGGUGGUGCGGGAUGGCGGUGGUGGUGCUGCUGGCGCUCAGCGUGCGCUGGGCCGUGUCCCUUCACCCUUACUCAGGUGCUGGGAAGCCGCCGCUCUUCGGGGAUUACGAGGCUCAGCGGCACUGGCAGGAAGUCACCUUGAAUUUACCGAUCAGACAGUGGUAUUUUAACAGCAGUGACAACGACUUACAGUACUGGGGGCUGGACUACCCACCUCUCACAGCUUACCACAGCCUCCUGUGUGCCUACGUGGCAGAGCGCAUCAACCCAGCCUGGGUCGCGCUGCACACGUCGCGGGGGCACGAGAGUCCGGCACACAAGCUCUUCAUGCGUGCGACAGUGUUCCUUGCUGACUUGGUGAUUUACAUACCUGCAGUCGUUUUGUACUGUUGUUGUUUAAAAGAAACCUCCACUAAGAAAAAGUGUGUUUCUUCACAGGCUGCCAGCGCCCUCUGCAUCCUGCUGUACCCAGGCCUCAUUCUCAUCGACCAUGGACACUUUCAAUACAACGCCGUGAGCCUUGGCUUCGCACUGUGGGGUGUCCUGGGGGUAUCUUCUGACCGGGACCUGCUAGGCUCCCUGGCCUUUUGUUUAGCUCUAAAUUACAAACAGAUGGAACUCUACCAUUCCUUGCCAUUCUUUUGCUUUUUACUUGGCAAGUGCUUUCAGAAAGGCCUCAAAGGAAAGGGGCUCGGCUUGCUGGUGAAGCUCGCGUGCACCGUGGCGGCAUCCUUCACUGUCUGCUGGCUGCCGUUCUCCACCGAGAGGGAGCAGGCCCUGCAGGUCCUGAGACGCCUCUUCCCCGUGGACCGAGGGUUAUUCGAGGAUAAAGUAGCCAACGUCUGGUGCAGCCUCAGUGUUUUUGUGAAGAUGAAGGACCUGCUGCCGCGUGACACCCAGAUACUGGUCAGCUUUUGCGUUACCUUCUUGAGCUUGCUUCCUGUGUGCACGAAGUUAACGCUCCACCCCUCUCCCCAAGGAUUCAGAUUCGCCUUGGUCGCCUGUGCACUGUCCUUCUUCUUGUUUUCUUUCCAAGUACAUGAAAAGUCCAUUCUCUUGGUAGCCCUGCCUGUCUGCCUCGUCCUACAUGAAAUUCCUUUCAUGGCCACGUGGUUCCUCCUUGUGUCGACUUUCAGCCUGCUGCCACUGCUGCUCCGGGACGGACUCCUGAUGCCCUGGGCUGCCACAGCCGUGGCCUUCUGCACUGCGAGUACCACCUGCUUCCCACUGUGGGCUGAGGCAUCGGAGGAAGAGGCGCUGCGGCUGGGGCCCUUUUGCAAGGCAGCCAGGAGGUGUGUGCCCCAGCGGAGACUGGUGCUACUUCCCUGCAUGCUCAGGGGAUUGUUUCUUGCUUCGGUGACCGUUAUGGUCCUCCUGACCCUCAUGACGGUCACCUUGGACCCUCCGAGGAAACUACCGGACUUAUUUUCUGUGUUGGUGUGUUUUGUGUCCUGCUUGAACUUCCUGUUCUUCUUGGUGUAUUUUAACAUUAUAAUCAUAUGGGACUCCAAAAAUGGGAGAACUCAGAAGAAAGUCAACUAGCUCUGUUUCAAAACAGAUGGGAACCUGUACUGCAUAUGAAUGAAACUGCCAUUUUGAGAAUCGUGGAGUUGCAGGAAAGAAUGACGAAAUGGUGUUACCGCCUGCACAAAAUAAAUGUAUAUGGAGACCUAACGAAGCUUUGCUUUUCUAUGUUUUGCUGGGCCAGGGCAGAUUUGUAGUUUUAUUAACAGCUAUUUGAGUGGUACCAUAAAAGGGAAAAAUGCCAUUAAUCCCAGUCUUUACUUAGGAAAAAUGUCUUAAAAAUGCAAAUAUUGCAAACUUAAAGUAUUAAGCCCUUUGUAAACGAAAUCACUAAUUUUGGUGUUAGGUUGGGUUUUCUUUGCGGUCCAGUGUGAACCUGGUGGGUUUGUUUAGAAGUCGAAUCUCAGGGAAGCGCAUUUGUGUUCGUCAUUCCAAGCUGCCUGGACGCGAGUACACCUUACUGCACACGCAGACCCAGUUUCUGUCGCACGGCACGCGGGUAAACAGCGCUCUUUCCUUUCAGGGGUGCAUACUUGUUUGAAUCCAUCUAACAGCUGAGGUCUCCUGAAUUUCACGGUCUAAAUCUAGGUGAAAUCUUUGGUCAUGCCUGGUGACCUGCCCGCGCUUGGGGCGUCCUGGGUCGGCCCUCCCGGCCCGCCGCGGCCAGGCCCCUCCACAGCUACCUGCGGUCUGCGCUGAGGGUGUUUUGUGCCCUCCCGGGCGGGCCAGUGCCCGGCACUCUGCUGCUCUGGGCGUGGGCAUGGAGGCGAGGAGCGGCGACUUGGGGUAAGUGCGCGCCGCGCCCACACCGGCACUGG
This is a messenger RNA of Octodon degus (degu), 2423 nucleotides long. It is a transcript of the gene Alg6, whose product is annotated as ALG6, alpha-1,3-glucosyltransferase. Gene Ontology annotation, cellular component: endoplasmic reticulum membrane. The transcript is spliced from 14 exons. Gene Ontology annotation, molecular function: dolichyl pyrophosphate Man9GlcNAc2 alpha-1,3-glucosyltransferase activity. Bases 76 to 1623 code for a protein of 515 amino acids. The record is from RefSeq and is a predicted model, not a curated record. Gene Ontology annotation, biological process: protein N-linked glycosylation. NCBI's taxonomy places the organism in Eukaryota, Metazoa, Chordata, Mammalia, Rodentia, Octodontidae.